AUGUCAAAUUCAGAAUACUACGGAGGCGGCCAUCAACAAGGAGGCAGCUACGGACAUCAACAUCAAGGCUAUGGCCAACAUCACUCCCAAAAUCACUCCCCGUAUCCUCCCCAACCCAACUAUGCUCAGCCCCAGCACUCCCCAUACCCUCCUCAACCCAACUAUGCCACUCCCCCUCCUCAUCACCAAGGCUACGCCGCUUCUCAUUCGCCGUACCCGGCUCAGGGUCAUGCGCAAUACCCCGCCCACUCCCCGGCACCAGGAGGAGGUUCGGCCUACGCCGGCUCGCACGCCCCCCAACCUCCGUACGCCGACACCCGCCAGCAGGGACCACAGUACCCCGGCUCGCACGCGCAGCCGACCGGACCGAACGGAGGUGAGCGUGGUCUCGGUGCGACCCUGAUCGGCAGCACGGGCGGGGGCUACCUCGCGCACAAGGCCGGCGGCGGGGUCCUGGGCACGCUCGUCGGCGGCAUCGCCGGCGCCGUCGGGGCCAACAUGCUGGACAGCAAGCACAAGAAGAAGAAGAAGGAGAAGAAGCAGAAGAAGCUGGCCGCGGGGGGCAUGCUGUUCCCGGGGGGCCACGGCCAUCACGGCCGGUCCCGGAGUCGCGGCGGGGGGAGCUCGAGCUCGAGCGAUAGCGAUUAG
Molecule: messenger RNA, 648 nt
Organism: Drepanopeziza brunnea f. sp. 'multigermtubi' MB_m1
Lineage: Eukaryota; Fungi; Ascomycota; Leotiomycetes; Helotiales; Drepanopezizaceae
Source: RefSeq, a predicted model, not a curated record